Messenger RNA from Stegastes partitus (bicolor damselfish), 2191 nucleotides. RefSeq names its product TIMP metallopeptidase inhibitor 2b (gene timp2b). The record is from RefSeq and is a predicted model, not a curated record. Gene Ontology annotation, biological process: response to cytokine; response to hormone; negative regulation of membrane protein ectodomain proteolysis. Gene Ontology annotation, cellular component: extracellular matrix. The coding region runs from base 210 to 872 and encodes 220 amino acids. Lineage: Eukaryota; Metazoa; Chordata; Actinopteri; Pomacentridae. Gene Ontology annotation, molecular function: metalloendopeptidase inhibitor activity; protease binding. The transcript is spliced from 5 exons.
GGAAAACAGAUUUGUGGAGAAGGAGUCAGAGCGCAGUCUUCUAGAGGAAUGAGCUCCCUCUCAUGCCUUGUGCAUCACAGACUUUAACAAGUGGACCGUUUUUUUUACUCGCUCAAAGCUGAGGAUAUUUCUUCGAGGUUAAUCAGCCUGCUCAGCUGCACCACUUGAUAUCUAUAUUUCCCCUUCCACCUGUUUAAAUUAGGAAAAAGAUGACCUGGACGAUGAACAGCUGUUUUGUUACUCUGGCCAUCCUGUUUCUUUGGCGAGUGGAAGAAAUGGCAGAAGCCUGCAGCUGCUCCCCUGCGCAUCCUCAGCAGGCGUUUUGCAGCUCAGAUGUCGUUAUCAGGGCAAAAGUAGUUGGGGAGGAGGAAGUUGACGCUGGCAAUGACAUCUAUGGAAAUCCCAUCAAGCGGAUCAAGUAUGACAUCAAACAGAUCAAGAUGUUCAAAGGUCCCACUCAGGACAUUGAUGCCAUCUACACUGCUCCCUCUUCUGCUAUCUGUGGAGUGACUCUGGAGACCAAUGGCAAGAAAGAGUAUCUGAUCACAGGUAAACUGGAGGCUGAUGGGACGAUGCAUGUCACACUGUGUGACUUCAUUGAGCCCUGGGAGGCCCUGAGUGCCACCCAGAAGAAGAGUCUGACUCAGCGCUAUGAAACAGGCUGCGAUUGCAAGAUCACACGCUGCACCUCCAUCCCCUGCACAAUCAGCAGCCCAACAGAGUGUCUGUGGACAGACUGGGUGAUUGAGAAGAUAUACAACGGAGAGCAAGCCAAACACUUUGCUUGCAUCAAGAGGAGUGAUGACUCAUGUGCCUGGUACAGAGGCAGUGCACCGCCCAAAAAGGAUUUCCUGGACAUCGAAGACCCUUAACUCCACCAGUGUCCAGAAGUCUGAAGAUGUCAGCAGUUGAAAUAUGCAAACAUAUAAAUACAAAAAAAAAAACAAAAAAACAAAUAAAAUCAAUCAAAUUCUUAUUUUGAUUUUGUUCUUGUUAAAAAAGCUGUAGGGUGGGUGCUCCAUGAUGAGGUUGAAAAAAAAAAAAAGAUUUUUAAUUGUAGGCCUCAUGUUUUCAAUGAACAGUCGUAUGAACUCAGCACUUUGUACCACCUCUACCCCUAUAUCUAAAGCACUUCCUCAUAAACCACUUCUCCUCCAGAUGAAAUAAAGGGAUAAUCAUCACAACUCAGUAUUGCCGUUCAUUGUAUUUUUGUUCCUGUGCUAUUAAUUUGCAGUUUUUGUUUUCUCUGCUAACCAAAGCAAUUUUUUUAAAAAGUGAACUAUAAUUCUUUAAUUCAACAUGCACAUACUUCAAAGUUCAAAGUACUAUCAAAGUUCUGUAAAUCUCUGGCACCCUAAAUUGUGACAGCAGAGCUAUCAUAAGGAAGGCGUGCCACCUCUUGCCUCCUCCGCCUCAGAUUCUGUCCUGUGCUGAGUAUGCAAAACCCCUCCAUUUGUCACAAAACUAAUCACCGUAUAAGAGCGUUAUGUUGUCGAUUACACGUUGUCACCUCGUAGUCAAAAUCAGUGCUUCUGCUUUGUAGGUGUUUUCUUGAAAUAAUCCUGAAUAGACAAAAUGCACUUUGAACACAAUUGUCACUAUAGUCAUAUUGUCUCUCAUGAAAAUUAUGAGAAAAGAGGAUUGAAUCCUCCAUUUUGUAUGUUUUUUUUGUUUUUUUAUAGUACAGCUGUUCUCUUUGUAAUGCAUUAGUUUGUGUAAGAACAUAUUUUAUUUAAGGAGGUUAUAUGAUUCAUCUUUGAAAAAGAAGCCCACUUUUUUUUUCUUUUGCAUUUUUAUGAUACCAUUCAUAUUAUAUAAAGAGAAGUCUAAAUAUUUUAACAGUAUUAGCUAAUACAUAUUGUGUGCAGUAAGGAUCAAGUUGUAGGUCUGUCAUCUGUCUGACUGGUUCACGCUUUAGGACGGUGAAUUAAAGAACAUAUUGUAACCAAUCAUCAUGUUUUUUUUUUUCUUGCAGAGACUUAAAUGAUCAUAAGUGUCAAGCAAAUGUCAUGUGACUUUAUUAAUUAAUAUGAGAAUGUAAAAAGAUUCUUCAUUUGAAACUGUAAUCAAGUAGGAUGUCUUGUGCUGGUUUCACAUGGGACUUUUGAGAUAAGAGGAUGUUUGCAUGCAUAUCCAUCUGAAACAUUACUGUACAUUUGACUAUUAUAUUAAAUGCCAAACUCUGUUUCAA